This is a messenger RNA of Didymodactylos carnosus, 642 nucleotides long. NCBI's taxonomy places the organism in Eukaryota, Metazoa, Rotifera, Eurotatoria, Philodinida, Philodinidae. The record is from the annotation of a GenBank genome assembly.
AUGCCUACGGGACGAGAUCGGGAUUGGGAUUGGCGAAAAGAAUUUUUCGGGAUCGGGACCGGGUUUCAAUCCUACGGGACGGGAUUGGGAUCGGGACGAAAAGCUCAAUCCCGCAGGGCUCUACAUAAAAGGCUGAGUGCUAUACAGUUCAAAUUUUAUUGUUUCGAAAUGUAUAUAAAUAACACUGUUCAAAAAUACAUUAUCUUGAUUAUUAUUAUGGCGCAACAAAACGAUAGUUCAGAUAAUAAACAAGCUGUAACACCAGAAACAUUGGCAACCGCCAUUAAACUAGCCGCGCUUAGUAAACAACAUGAACAAAAAGUGACACCGGAAAUACUGGCAGCUGCUCUCAAACUUGCCGCAAAACCGUCAACCGAGGAUCAUUCUAAAUCAGCAGUAAAUAAUCAAGAGAAAGAGAGUGAUCAGCAUGUUACUCCUGAAUCAUUAGCAACAGCAAUGAAAUUCGCUUCAAAAGUUUCAACAUCACCGAGUAAUGAUCAAGAAAAUGCGGAAAUAACAGGCGCACUUGCAGCAGCUUUAAGAGCUACAACAAAAUUUACCGGUGAAGAACAGGAAUCAAUUACACCGGAGACCUUGGCGUCAGCUAUUAAAUUUGCAGCAAAAUUAAAAGAGUCGGAAUAG